Molecule: messenger RNA, 856 nt
Organism: Ceratitis capitata (Mediterranean fruit fly)
Lineage: Eukaryota; Metazoa; Arthropoda; Insecta; Diptera; Tephritidae
Product: UPF0598 protein CG30010
Exons: 3
Coding region: 92-760 (222 amino acids)
Source: RefSeq, a predicted model, not a curated record
AUUUGUUUUGAUUGCAAAACUCAGUUGAAGCUAGUAUUUAGAAUAUUCAUUUAGUUGUCUUUCAUUUUUUUAGCAAACAUAAAUAUAUAAAAUGUUACUAAGGCACUCGUUCAACUUUUUUGAAGCUAGACUGAAAAAUUUUCUCACAGUUAAAAGUAAACAAGCUUGCAGUACUUCUCGUCAUAUCAGUUAUAUACAAGGUCAGGAACCGGAACCUAAAAUUCGUGAAUAUUUCUAUUAUAUAGAUCACGAAGGCAUGCUUUUUUUAGACGAUGCCAAAAUGAAGAACUUCACAUCUUGCUUUAAGGAAAAACAGUUUCUAAAAUUUUUCUUUAGUCGAGUUAAACUGAAUGAUACGAAACGUUAUAAUGAACAUUUUCCAUAUCUUUCACUAUGCGGGCGCGAACGAAAUUUUAUACGCUGUGAUGAUACUCCAAUUGUUUUUACACAUGUAAUAUCAGAUGAAAAGGGCAAUGACCGUUUGUCAUACGCUCAUGCAGCAGAUCAACUCUCUACAGAUUUUUUGCCACAUAAAAUUUAUAUGAAUCCACAAACUGGACGCGUUUAUCAUCCUGCUUGGCCAAAGGUGGGUGGCAUUGGUUUGAUUCGUUCGAAGUUGGCCAUAGAGUUGAGCCGUAAUUUCGAAUUUGUAAACGGUGAAUCGGAGUCGCCCACACAUUUCUCGUGGCGUGGCCAACGUUGGCAAUUGGAGAAUGAAUGGGUUAUACAUACACAACGUUUUGGUAUGUUUGAAGAGUAAUUAAAUGUCAAUGAGAUGAAGUUUAACAACAAGUUUUUUUUUAUAUAAAUCUUAAAUAUUUUUACUACAAUAAUGCAAUGUGUUAUUUUAUGAAGA